Molecule: messenger RNA, 13358 nt
Organism: Symphalangus syndactylus (siamang)
Lineage: Eukaryota; Metazoa; Chordata; Mammalia; Primates; Hylobatidae
Gene: WWOX
Product: WW domain containing oxidoreductase
Biological process (GO): positive regulation of transcription by RNA polymerase II; hippo signaling
Cellular component (GO): cytoplasm; nucleus
Molecular function (GO): transcription coactivator activity; protein binding
Source: RefSeq, a predicted model, not a curated record
CGGGGAGGCUGACAAGGCUCCGCUCCAUCACCAGCGCCUCGGAGCGCUCUCCGGCUUUGCUGCCUAGCCCGGCGGCAGCGCGAUCUCUUAGGCGUUUUCACCGCCUUCCUCUCCAGGCCUUGCCCCUUUGACGCCGGCAGUCGCGAUAUUGCGGAGACUGGAUUUCAGCUUCGUGGUCGGCGGAGCGGCCCCUAGAGGGCGCAGUGCGCAGGCGUGAGCGGUCGGGUGCCGACGCGCGCGGGUCUCGUUUGGAGUGGGAGUGAGUUCCUGAGCGAGGGGACCCGGCAGCGGGCGAUAGGGGGGCCAGGUGCCUCCACAGUCAGCCAUGGCAGCGCUACGCUACGCGGGCCUGGACGACACGGACAGUGAGGACGAGCUGCCUCCAGGCUGGGAGGAGAGAACCACCAAGGACGGCUGGGUUUACUACGCCAAUCACACCGAGGAGAAGACUCAGUGGGAACAUCCAAAAACUGGAAAAAGAAAACGAGUGGCAGGAGAUUUGCCAUACGGAUGGGAACAAGAAACUGAUGAGAAUGGACAAGUGUUUUUUGUUGACCAUAUAAAUAAAAGAACUACCUACUUGGACCCGAGACUGGCAUUUACUGUGGACGAUAAUCCGACAAAGCCAACCACCCGGCAGAGAUAUGACGGCAGCACCACUGCCAUGGAAAUUCUCCAGGGCCGGGAUUUCACUGGCAAAGUGGUUGUGGUCACUGGAGCUAAUUCAGGAAUAGGGUUCGAAACCGCCAAGUCUUUUGCCCUCCAUGGUGCACAUGUGAUCUUGGCCUGCAGGAACCUGGCAAGGGCGAGUGAAGCAGUGUCAUGUAUUUUAGAAGAAUGGCAUAAAGCCAAGGUAGAAGCAAUGACCCUGGACCUCGCUCUGCUCCGUAGCGUGCAGCAUUUUGCUGAAGCAUUCAAGGCCAAGAAUGUGCCUCUUCAUGUGCUUGUGUGCAACGCAGCAACUUUUGCUCUACCGUGGAGUCUCACCAAAGAUGGCCUCGAGACCACCUUUCAAGUGAACCAUCUGGGGCACUUCUACCUUGUCCAGCUCCUCCAGGAUGUUUUGUGCCGCUCAGCUCCUGCCCGUGUCAUUGUGGUCUCGUCAGAGUCCCAUCGAUUUACAGAUAUUAACGACUCCUUGGGAAAACUGGACUUCAGUCGCCUCUCUCCAUCAAGAAACGACUAUUGGGCAAUGCUGGCUUAUAACAGGUCCAAGCUCUGCAAUGUUCUCUUCUCCAGUGAGCUGCACCGUCGCCUCUCCCCGCGUGGCGUCACGUCAAACGCAGUGCAUCCUGGAAAUAUGAUGUACUCCAACAUUCAUCGCAGCUGGUGGGUGUACACACUGCUGUUUACCUUGGCGAGGCCUUUCACCAAGUCCAUGAGUCUGAGGUUGGCAGCUAAAGAUGAGAGAUGGAAGGUCAAGUGCAGCAGAAGAGAGAAACAGGGAGAGUGGAGGUUGUUCUCUAGAACACAGAAGCCGCUUCUUCAUCCCACACAAUGGAAACCAGAGCCCAGAUGAUAUUAACGAGAAGUUCCAGAAUUGCAGAUGGCACUUUGCUGCUUAGGGAGGGGGGAGAAGAAGAAGGAGAAAAAGAAGAAAAAGAAAAAGAGCAGGUGGAAACUUAAAAAAAAAUGGUUAGCUGCAUGUAAAUGGCUUUUAUUAUAACUGCUAGGCUGAACCAGAAGACUUGAGCUAUGUAAAAAUGUCACUUGCUCUUAUCACGGUUCAUAGAGAUUACCUUUCAACGCGAGUUUCAUUUUCAUUUCUUCCAACACUUAGAGAAGCGAGCGAGGCAAUGACUCCUUUAUUCCCUAACCCUCGCCCAGCAACUUGCCUCUUCCUCUGUGUUUUGUGUCAUUCUGUAUGAUAUUGCAUCAAGGCAAUUCAUGGCAGUGGUUGAACCAAAAGCAAUUUAAGUCAAAAAUGGACAAAUAUGGAUGUCACUUAGAAGGCUUAUUCAAAGGUCUUUGACAUCGCUCAAAGCCUGAACACUUCUCAGGAGUGAGAUGCUUUUUUUUUAUUUUUUAUUUUUAUUUUCUAGCAGUGCAAGAUCGAAGAUUUAAUACAGACCUCUUAGUGAGGCAUCUGCGUGGUUCCAUAAAUAGUUUUAGAAACUAUUUAUUGGUGAACCAGAUAUUUUGUAUGAUAUACCAAGAAAUAGGGGCUGACAAAGAUUGAGUGAUUAGAAAUUCAAGGUGAAUUUCUAUAUAUUACUUUGACUUGGUAAUUUGUGAUAACAAUAGCCACCAUGUACCUGUACUUCCUAGAUUUGGGCAUGGUGUUAGGAGUCUUAUAUUUAUUAUUUUACUUAAUUUUUAUAGUCAUCCUGUGUAGAAAUAUCAAUAAAUAUAAAGGUAAGUGUUAUUGUCCCCAUUUUACAGAUGAGAAAACGGAGUCCCAGGGGCCUACCUGCUCAAGGGCACAGAAAGCUUGAAUGAGUAAAUUUACUGUGUGUUGUUCCAAAGGUUUCUCCAAAGGUCUUUUCACCUCCCAAGUCUGUUCUCAUUUUGAGAAAGACUGGCCCAGUUAGAGGCCAGGAAUCCAUCUUGGCCGUGUGCCUUCUGCUUUGUCUCUGGGGUUAUGGGGAAGGCUGGUAGCUUGAGAGCCUCCUCCUUCAAUUCUGUCAGGCUGCAUGCACAUUGGAAGGUAGCUUUUCAGGUUGUGGUGGAUGGUGGUGAAGCAGAGGGAUGCAAAGCAAGGUACAUGGAGGGCUGUGCCUUGAUCAUUCCCAGGAAGCAAAGCGAGCAUCAAAAAAAGAGUAGUUGGACCAUGGCGUUGCAGAGUGACAGUGAACCAGGAACAGUACCCCACACCCUGGAGGGUCAAAGAGCUGACUUCAGAGAGACGUUAGGUGCUCCUACAUGUUGAUUCUUAGAGAACUAAUGACACGAUUGCAUCUUAAAAUGUUGAGAGUUACACAUAUAUACAAUACGAAUAUUUUGUUUGGCUGCAAAAGAAUUAUAAAAGAGUGAAAAAUCCAAUCCCAAAAGAUUACACUGGUAGGAUUCCAUUUACAUAACGUUGUUGAAAUUAGAAAAUUAUAAAAAUAGAAAACAGAUGGCUGGGCACGGUGGCUCACUCCUGUAAUCCCAGCACUUUGGGAGGCCACGGCAGAUGGGUCACGUGAAGUCUGGAGUUUGAGACCAGCCUGACCAAUGCAGUGAAACCCCGUCUCUACUAAAAAUACAAAAAGUUAGCCGGGCGUGGUAGCACACACCUGUAAUCCCGGCAACUCGGGAAGCUGAAACGGGAGAAUUGCUUGAACCCAGGAGGCAGAAGUUGCAGUGAGGCCAGAUCACGCCCCUGUACUCCAGCCUGGGCAACAGAGUGGUACUCCAUCUCAAAAGAAAAGAAAAGAAAACAGAUGAGUGAUUGCCAGGGACUGGAGAGGAGUGGGAGGUGAGUGGGAGCCAGAGUGGAUAUAAAACAGCAACUGGAGGAUCCUGGUAUAGAUGGAAAUAUUCUGCAUCUUGACUGUCUCAAUGUCAAUUUCCUGGUUGUGAAAUCGUACUAGAGUUUUGUGAGAUACCACCUUUGGGGGAAACUGGAUCAAGGGUGCAUGAGAUUGUUGUAUUAUUUCUUAAAACUGCAUGCGAAUCUACACUUAUCUCAAAAAUAAAAACUUUCAUUAAAAUCAAAUAACUGCUCAACAUUUGGGCGGAAAAAUCAACAAGUAAAUUCAAAUCACCCACGAGCCCACCACCCAGAGAGAGUCACCACUUCUAUUUUGAUAUAUUUUAUCCUCCUCCCUUCCAGUCUCUCUCUUCUGUUCCUACAUAUAAAAUGGAGAGGUUUUAAAAUGUAAUUACAUCUAACCCUCCCUUGGCUUGGUAAUAUCCAACCUUUGCAUGUCUUCAGAGAGGUCCAAAGGCUGUGCUGAAACUUGUUGGUUUGGCAUUGAUUUUGACAAAAGACAGCAACAAGAUCCCCUUUCUAGGAACCCAUGUGGAUUACUAUGGAUUCAGAAAGGAUGCAUUUUAUGUACAGGGCUGUGACCUUUUUUUUUUCUCCCUUCCUCAUGCUAAUAGGUGUUAAUACUUUGCAAUAAAUAUUACUUAUGUCUGUGAAUUGAACUGUAUCCCAGACUGUCAGCACAUAUUUAUUUUCUCAUUUUAAUUUCUUCAGGUUCUCACUCUUAUGGAGGGUGGGGAGGGGGUAGAAUAAGGUUAGGCUGGAGGGCAUAUCUGAUUUGGAAAAUACAUCCCUGGUGAUGUUCCUACCAAGUGAUAUGCUUGGUUGGUGAUGAUAAAUUGGGACUGAGGAAUGGGUUAGGAGAAGGCUUGGAGAACCCAGCUCCCAAAACUGUCUCAUCAUCCUCUAGAGAUAUUUCUCCAAGUGCUUUUGUUUCCAGUGACCUCCCAACCCCAGGCACUAGCGAAGCCUUCAGGCAGGUAAGCACACAAAUCCUACGUUUUCUAGUUGACCAUGUAUUAUUAGCUAGUGACUUGAGCAAGUUGCUUCAUUUUUCUGAUCCUCCAUUCCCUUUUCUGAGCCACAGUUUCUUCAUCUUUGAGUAGAGUUAACAAAUUACUGGCUGUUUGAAAGAUCAAAUGAGUUAGCACAUGAGAACAUGCUUUGCACAAACAAAGUUGUAUGCAAAAUAAGUUUUCACUGUGGGAUGGGAGAAACCCUUUGUGGACAUUGCCUCCCAGUGGACCCUCAGUGUGUACUUGUGGAAUAAUUUUUUAAUAUAAAAUAAUUACCAUCGCUAAUCCUAACUGUGCACAUUCUUGACUCUGUGGCACUGAACAAAAUCCUGAACCUCUCUGUGCCUUGAUUUCUUUCACAUCUUGUUCUAGUUUUGAAGAGCGAUUCUUGUGUGAAUUCAGGGAGAGGAGGCAUGAGGCAUGGUAAGGACACCGUUCGUCUGUGGUUGACAAAUUCAUUAGGCCCACAGUCCAUGCAAAAGUCCUCAUGCCUCUGCAGCACAGUUAUAAUGAAGAGGAGUGAUGGUAUGGCAUGAUCCUGCUACUAACAGAGGCUUAUUUCAUAGUGUCUACAGAGCCAGUGGUUUAUUUUGCAUUGUUUAUGUCAGCAUUAAGCAGUAUUCUUACACAAUUUGUAAGUCUUAAAAUUCGCUAUCUACUCUAGUAGUUGCUCCAACUGUGAUGUGCUCACAAAUCACCCAGGGAUCUUGUUAAAUUUGGAUUCUCAUUUCAGUAGGUCUAGGUGGGGCCUGAGAUUCUUUGUUUCCUUUUCUUAUUUAAUUUUUGUGGGUACAUAGUAGGUGUGUAUGUACAUAUGUAUAUGUAUAUAUAUGUAUAUAUAUAUGUGGUUUUUUUUCAAAAACAUUGUGGGUACAUAGUAGGUAUAUAUAUAUAUAUAUAUAUAUGUGUGGUCUGUGUUUCUUAUAAAUUGGUGAUCCCCCAGGGGAUGCCUGCCUUGUUGGUCCGGGUAACACUCUUUGAGUAGCAAACAUGUAGAUGUAGUUCUCAACAGUAGGACUACGGCCAUUGGAGGAGGCAUUUUGGAAAUUUGGAAAGGCAUUUUGGUGGCCUUUGGCACUUAGCAGGUGGGGUCCACAGGUCCAUCCUGUGAUGCCAUAGGCAGUCCAAUAUAACAAAGAACUGCCCUCGUCCCAGUAACAUACACGUGUGCCCCCGGACAUUUAUUUUGAUAAAAAAUUUGUUUCCAGUGAUCUGACCCCAGAAUUCACUGUGCUUACACAGAUACACAAUGUGCACUGAGUCUUCCAGAAAUGCAGGGGCCUUCUAAAUCAAGGGAAGAUUGUGUGGUGUUUUGUUCCAAUCUUUACCAAGGUCUCAAUACUAUCUUGAAACAUCAUGCAACGCUGCUCAUAAUAUUUGAGUCACCAUAACAUGUGAUCUGUCUACAUAUGUAGCUGUUUUUAUUCAUGGUGAUUAAAUAAUUGUGUGCUAGAGCUGCCCUCAGCGAGCAGCUCAUGAGAGCAGAUUUUGCCUAUUUCUUCCAAAAUCUACAUUCAGUGAUAUCAUGUUGGUAGGUUGAAACUGACCAUGGUGGGAAUAUUUACACCAUGGAAAUUGGCAAAUGCUACUAGUCAGGAUGAUUGUUGUAGUUUUCAUUUUGUAAUUUUCAGAGUUGGUUUACCAAUAUGAUGUCUGUAUUAAAAUAUAUGUAAUGCUGCUUUCAAAAUGUUAAGUAUUAUGAGGAUACAUUAACAAAAUUCUGGCGAACUUUUUGUCUUAUUUUUCUUGAAUCGAAACCUAUAACUAGGUGCAAACAUUUGACUAUUUCAUUAUAGGCUUCUGAUAUACUCCUGUCCGAGCAGUUAGCUUUGAAAAUGCGUACUAUUUUAUUGUCAAUUAUGUUUUCUUAAAAAAAAAUUUAUAAUUAUGACUUAUUACCUUUGCUAAUUAUGUGUGUGAGUAGAUUAUGUUAUUCAUGAAUUUUAUUUCAGGACCUUGGUAAGGGGUUAUAAAAUAUUUCUUUUGAAACAAGGGUCUUGAUUGUUGGGCUUGAGUGUCCUGAUGUAAUUAAUGCAGUGGGCAGAGCUGGCAGACGUAUGGGACACCCAGCUAUUCUCUGGAAGGGAAGGGAUAUAAGAGACACACUAUAAAGGUGAAUGGUAAUUGGCAUCUCCCCUUCAAGGUGACCAGGAGGAUCUGAGCUGCCUGGGUGCCUUUGUGGAAGUGUGUUUUGAACUGAGGUUAGAGAGAUCAGCAAUGUAUCUCUUAAAGUAAUCCAGGAGGAGUUCAUUUUCAACUGAUUCAGCAAUGGAACACUUGAAGAGGAGGACGCCAAAGUUCAAAAUGGGUUGGGUGCAGUGGCUCGCUCCUGUAAUCCCAGCUCUUUUAGAGGCUGAGGCAGGAGGAUCGCUUGAGGCCAAGAAUUUGAGACCAGUCUGGGCAACAUAGCCAGACCCCAUCUCUGCAAAAAAAAAAAAAAAAAAAAUUAAGUUAUCUGGGCUUGGUGGUUACAUACCUAUAGUCUGAGCUACUCGGGAGGCCGAGAUGGGAGAAUUGCUUGAGCCUGGAUGUGUGUGGCUAUGGUGAGCUAGGAUCACGCUACUUUACUUCCACCUGGGUGACAAAGUGAGACCUGUCUCAAAAAAGAAAAAACAAAAAGUUGGAAAUGAGUGGGAAAGGAUCUAAGAUGAUUGGAAAGAGGGCACAUAGAAUACAAGAGGAGUUGGGCAUGCUGGCUCAUGCCUGUAAUCCCAGCACUUUGGGAGGCCAAGGCAGAUGGAUUGCUGGAGUUCAGGAGUUUGAGACCAUCCAGGGAAACAUAGUGAGACCCCAUUUCUACAAAAAGUAAAAAACUCAACUCACGCCUGUAGCCGCAGCUACUCAGGAGGCUGAGGUGGUAGAAUCGCUUGAGCCCAGGAGGCGGAGGUUGCAGUCAGCCAAGAUCACGCCACUGCACACCAGCCGGGUUGACAGAGUGAGACCCUGUCUCAAAUAAAAAUAGAAUACAAGGGGGGAUGAAUAUAGAGUUAAAAUACACUCUCUAGAAAAAAGUAAGAAAUAUGUAAAGAAAUCUAAUUUAGAAAAAUGCGUGCACACACAGGUACGCUUCACAAGACUGGCAGGUGGAGAGGAUGUUUGUUAACAGGGCUGGCUAUUUUACUUUAAGUGCUGCAAACAUUGCAGUAAUGUUUGGGUCUUUGCUUUUGGCAAUCACUUCUCUUGUUAAUUUUUUUUGGCACCAUAGAAAUGUUUCCAUAAAUAGUGCAUUUAAUGGAGUGUGUUACUUUAUUACUGUCAGCCACUGUCCUAGGAGAGGAAAAUUCAAUAAACACAAAAGCAAAGAUUAGAACAUAGAAAGCUUCCAAUUCCAGAUCCUUCAUGAGCUUGUACCUCUAAAGAAUGCAAUUUUUCUAUUUCUCCACCUGCAAAAUUCUUACUUUUUGGGGUGGUAAAGCCACCUAGGUCAGUGUCAUGUCCAACCCAAUCUGUAAAAUAUUGAUUACUGUGGUGCCUGUUUUGUUGACUUACAAAGCCAAUCGCCCCUUUCUAUGCUGCUAAGAUGCGAAUGCCCAGCUCAGGGGAUGAGAUAACUGUCAGCUUUGCCUAAGCUUUGGGCAUUAGCACCCUCCAUAUGCAACAAACCCACGAAUGAAAUGUUUUGAUUCUUUGACACAGAAUGAUUGGAAAUCACUUCCUUGGCUAGAGCAGGGAUCCAGUGUAAAGGAGGAAGUAAAAACAAAAAAGCAUAAAUAGAUGAGAAAGUGAGCAAAUCACACUCAUCGAGGAGCAAAAUAAUUCAUUCCCUCUCCCUGGCUCAGCAUGGAUGCAAAUAAUGUAUCAUUAAGUAAGUCCCCAAUACAAAGACAGCCAGCAUAACUGUUGCAUCAAAUAUUUAGCCAGAGCCAAAAGCAAUUUAUUAUGUUUUUUUGAAUAAGUUUGAUUUACUAACCUUCAGCACAAUCCCUAUUUUUAGAGGUUGGCUCAUAUUUUUAAUUUGUUUUCUCUGAAGCGCUGCAUCCUUGGUAGCGUUUCAGCUGUCCACUCAGUUCCUAAUGGCAGAGCAACACCGAAAAGCGUAAUUACAUUUCCUAAUUAUGUGUAAUUAGGCAAAACCCAGAUGAUGUAUUCAACAUGCUCUGAGAAUAGCCAAGGGUUAAAGACUGCUGGAAUUUGGUAACAUUUUUAUAAAUAAGCUGGUGCGUUAUUUAACGUGGGGGGGUCUAAGGUGAUGCUGGGUGCCUUGUAGACCGAUACCGUGGUUGAAAUCUGUCGCGUUUGUUUAUUUAGCCAAGUAAAACUGUAAGUGAUUCGCCACCUCCAUACCUUCCCCUCUUUUGGAAACCAGAGUUUAGAUGUGCUAUUCUUAGCCCAAGAGAGGCCCUCUAAGCUCAGAACCAUAAAGUUCUGCUUACUGACAGCCUAAGUGAUAUUUAUUUUUUCAAAGCUUAAUCCUUUUGAAACAUAGAGAAAUAAAUACAUCCUCUUAUCUACCAUAUGCCUGGGACGGGAAAUAAAUUCUUAUUUUCCUGCCGUGUGGUACCAGUGGGUUACGAUGAAUAAUUUGGGCAGUCUCACUGAAGAUAAUAGGGAAGCCUUCUCUAUUACCAGUGAUAAUUAUGAAUCUCAUAAUAGAAAACAUCUCGAGCCCGAACAUCAAUCAGGGAAGAUAAACAAUGGGAAAUGAUAGGUGUACAAAAGGGAAAAUGGCAACAGCACAUAUGGAGGGAAAGACCGCAGAAUUCUGGCAGGGUUAUAAAUCAUACAGUCAAAUAAUUUACGUGCAAUUAAUAUCCUCAAAUUAAAACAUACGUUUUUAAAGAAAGGUUUUGCAGACUUUUAAGCUGGCCAACUGUCUGCCUUACAAGAUGCAUCUGGAAACCCCAUUGCCGUCCUCCUUCUUUAGUCUUGUAUAUUUAUUUAUCCCCGGCCAGAGUUGGCUGGGGCACAGUCUAGCAGUGUCACCGUGUAAGCUGACCCAGUGACCUCGCUCUAGCUCACCAAGGACUGACCAUACACCAAAGUGGCCAGACCUAGUGGUGGCUGACUCUCAGGAUCUUUGGCCCUGACAGAACAACAAAGACUGGCCUAUUGAGGCAGGAAGUCUUAACUUCCUUGGCCAGCUUGAAAGGCUGUCUCCAACCAUGCGGACACAGCCCAGUGAAGCGCUUGGAAAAGCUACAGACAAAUGGAAAACCUUCAUUCCAAAGGGUCAUUGUCUCCUCCUAUUUAAUAGCCCUGCAUUCAUGCACUUUUUUAUCUUGCUGUCUUUUUUUUUUUUUUUAAGUCAAAUACCAAAGUACUUCUUUAGACUGCUCUUAAAAAAAAAAAGAAUCCAUUCAUAAUUGUGAAAAAAUACUGCCUAUUAGUCUGCUAUUAUGGCUCAGAAUGAAACUUAAGACUGCAUGGCUAAUUUAUUUACUGCAUCGUGGGUGAAGACCAACAAGGUUUGCAGCCUUUCCUCCUAUCUGUCUGCAUGUAGAAAUUCACAGACCAUGGCCAUUCUGACAUGAAUUCAAAUGAGAAGUUUUCCAUUCCAAACCCUGUUUAGCAGCAGCCUGGAGACUGGAGUCAACUGUCAAAUAUGUCCUUAAGGCCACAAACUAUGCUCAUGGAUUUUGUUUUAUAGGCUUAACAUAAUAUUUUAUAAAACAUAUUUUUAAAGAAAUGUGUAAUUUUUCCCCCAAAGCAAGGGUUUUCCAAUGCCAUCUAAUUUACUAAGUGUGGCUUUGCUGCGUAAUAGUCCAUAAUUUAUAGUCAGCCUCCACAAGGCAAAAAAUAACUCUAAGCUAUGAUUAAGUAAGUAAUGGACAAGGUAACUAAUAUUUCCGGAAGGAUGGCCUUCCAGACACUCAUUUUAAGUGACAAAAUGGUUGAAGGUUGAGAUAUGUAGUCCUGUACUAAUUUAAUGGAAUCAAGAAACGACAUUAUAAGCUGGCUUAUCUGGGCACUUAAGACACGGAGCUGAGAGUGAAUAUGAGAGUGAAUAUUCUCCACGUCCAUUUUAAUGAGCCUGUGCCUCAUUUUCCCCAUUUAAGAUAGAUGGGUUUAUGUCUAAUUGUGCCACCAGUUUUUCCCAUAAAAUAAUUCAUUUGGAAGGGGUGGCCUACUCCAGUCUGAACCAAUUCUAAGAUGGUAGCGUGGAUGCGGGAGGCACUGCACAGGACGGAAAGCAUGGACUUUGGAAUCUGGCACAAGUGGAUUUGAAUUCAGACUUAGUCAUCAGGAGCUGUGGGACCUUGGGAAAGGUUUGUUUGUUUGUUACAAUUUUAAAAUUUUGAAAUAAAUGUUGGCUUACAGAAAAGCCAUAAAGAAUACUGCAAAGAUUUCCCAUGUCCUCUUCACUCAGCUUCCUCUAAUACUAACAUGAUACAUUUUUCAACACUGAGAAAUUAACCUUGUUAUGAUGCUAUUAACUAAACUCAGACUAUAACUGACCAACAGACUUUAUUUGGAUUUGACGGUGUAUCCUCUUCCAUCUUUUACAACCAGGUACCACCUGGCAUUUAUUGUCAUACCUCUCCAGUCCCCUCUGGUCUGGGACAGUUUCUCAUGAAUUAUUUUUUUAAUGGCCUUGAAAUUUUUGAAGAGUUCUGGUCAGGUAUUUUGUAGAAUGCCUGUAAUUUGGGUUUGUCUGAUAUGUUUUCUUGCUUAGAAUGAAGUGGUGCAUUUUUGGGAGGAAUAUACCUAAGUGAUGUGGCAUUCUUCGGCCAUCAACUCGGAGGAUGUAUAAUGCGAAAGUAUCUUAUUACUAGUGAUGUUAGCCUUGACCUCUUGGUUAAAGUGGUGUCUGCCAGAUUUCUCCACUGUAAAGGAUCAAUUUUUCCUUUUGUAAUUAAUAAAUAUCUUGGGGGAGUUACUUUGGGACUACUCCUCAAAUUUUCAUCCAUUAAUUUUUGCAUCCCUCUGGGGAUCUUGCCUGCAAUGAUUAAUACUGUGGUGUUCUCAUGAUUGAUAUUGUCUUUCUCUCAUGCCUUCUAUUUAUUGGUUGGAAUUCUUCUACAGGGAAGGCUGUUUCUUCUUCUUCAUUUAUAUCAGUAUGGAUACAUGAAUAUUUAUUUUAUUCUGUAGGUCAUAAUACAACCGUAUUGUGAUAUAUUUUGUUGCUCAAAUUGUUCCAGCUUUGGCCCAUAGGAGGUCUUUCAGGCAGGUUUCUGCCCCCUUUUGUCACGCCCCAUUCUUUUUUGAGCACUUUCUUAUUUUUUCACACUGUAAGAGGCUUUACACUGUCAUCUUGGACUUCCCUGCCUCAGUCUCGGAAUUAACUCAUUCUCCAUGGAGCCUUGGUUCGUUUGAUUGUAGAAUCAUAUUUAGAACGAAGAUCUAGGUGCUAGUUGUGCUCAUUACUGCUGGGGUGUCAUCGCUUCUAGAACUUCUCAACAGAGUUUAGAAAUAUGUAUAUUAUUCUAACCCAUGCACGUACACCUAUCUCCAUUUAUUCCUGUAUCUCUGCAUAUAAUUUUCAUUUAUUUAUUUGUAUUUCUAUCUGGACACAUUCCAUUAUUUAUUCAUAAAUUUAUAACAUAUCAGUAUCUAUUAUAAAUUAUAUGUAUGUACAUUUUAAUGUGUGUUUGUACCUCAUUCCAAUCCAACACAACAAGUGGGUUUUUUCAGACUUGUUUCUUUGUUUUUUUUCUUUUUGUGGGGAGCAGGGUCUUGCUUUGUUGCCCAGCGCAGUCUCAAACUCCUGGGCUCAAGCGAUUCUCCUGCCUCAGCUUCCCUAAGUGUUGGGAUUAUAGACUUGAGUCACUGCAUCUCGCCACAACUGGGUUCAUUAUUCUGACCUUUCUUUGGGAUGUUAUUUAACUCUCAGUUUCUUCUUCUAUAAGAUGGAAAUAAUAACAGCUAAAGGUUAGGAUUUGGGGAAGGUAUGGUAAAUUGUAAAAAUGGUAACUUGUUUAAAAAGAAAAAAGAAGAAAAAGGAAAACAGUAUUUCCCUCGCUGCAUCAACACCCAUCCUGUAUGACUGGCAUUGCCCAGUGGAAUCUUAGCAGCAGAGGCAUGACAAGCGUUCGGAUGCUGGGACUUUCUAUGUCGUUGCUUACAACCGUGUGACCACUGCAUGAACAAGCCUGAGCUGACCUGCUGGAGGAUGGUGGCCACAUAAACGGAGAGUAGUUGCCCCAGCUGAUAGCCUGCCAGUGCCUGGCAUAUGAGUGAGGUCCCUCUAGAGUCAUGUAGUUACUAGCCAAGCUACCACUUGACCCCAGACACACCAGAGAGCCGAGCAGAUAUCAGCCAAGACAACCCACACCAGAGAAAGAGCACAGCCCAUUCACAGGCUCAGAAACUAAAUGCAAGAAAAAUGGUCACUGUUUUUACUCACUGGGUUUUGCAGGGGUUUAAUAUCCAGCAAAUGCCAAUGAAUUAGAGUUGACAUAUGGAAAACAAGUAAGAGUAACUUUGUACACCGUGGGGUCCCAAUCAGUGCUGCUUUUCGUUGUUGAUGUUGUUGUUAAUGUUGAGAAAAUUUUCAAGUCAUGUUCGCCCCUUUACACCUUCACAGACAGUCUAACUAAAUGCACUGUAUUUGCUAACUUUUGGAACUUGGCUUUUGGACUAGACCAGCACCUCGAGAAAGAACCACUGUUAAAAUGUAAGGCUCUGAGUGUUUAUCAGCUCACACCAAGGAAGAGAGAGCUCAGGAGAGACUGGGCAUGAGGUGGAGUGAGCACCCUGAAUGCUGGGGAAUGGAAAGUCCUUUAUCUGGUGUUGCCUAAGGGUACGGGGAACCUGGCCUGGUGUCGGGAGGAAACAGGGUGCAGAAUAGGAAGUGCAGGAGUAUCUAAGUGGCCAAAUUUAGCCUAAUUAACAGAUUUGCCUAGGGCUGACCCUGAAGCAGAAAGCAAAGCCUAGAUCAGUCUGCUCUCCUCCUACCAACAGGGUAAUGAUGAGGUUGAACCACCAGUUCUCAAUCGCAUACAUGAGAUUCCCAAAAUAGACGGGAGUUACACAGAGACAUUUUUUUUUUU